Molecule: messenger RNA, 1062 nt
Organism: Fomitopsis serialis
Lineage: Eukaryota; Fungi; Basidiomycota; Agaricomycetes; Polyporales; Fomitopsidaceae
Product: velvet factor-domain-containing protein
Exons: 5
Coding region: 1-1062 (353 amino acids)
Source: RefSeq, a predicted model, not a curated record
AUGUCUUCUCCUUCUGCACUACCAAUCGGAAGGCCCAUCACAUUUAUCGCUGGUCACUUUGCAGGAAAGACCUUGCGCGUACAGCUCGUUGAGCUACAGAAGGCCGAUACUGGACGCAAGUUUGGGUCGAAAGACAGGAGACCACUGGACCCGCCACCUGUAGUGACCAUGCAGGUGUUCGAAGUCAUGAACCCGGGGACACCGAGGGAGGAAGAGCGACAGUUGCAGAACCUGACCGAAACGGCCAGCUAUGGUUUCCUCUGCUUCGUAGACCUGUUCUAUGCCCGGGACCAAGAGCCUCUGUCUCCUGCGAAGAACAAUAUGGUUGGUCCUGGACCGUUCGCGUCGGGAUCGUCGCCAUCAUUGCAGGUACAAUUCACAGAGCCAGGCCACGUCCGUGUACCAAGGGCAAACGUCGCCCGUCCCACGUAUCCCCGUGCAACGGUGCCUAUGGUUAGCUCGAUGAUCGCUGGGCGACGGGGCGCAGUUCGUCCGCCACGUGCCGGGCAAAUGCCGGUAGGCGCUGCUACGUUCGCAGGACCCGCUAUUACUGGGCCUGAGCCAGCGACAAUCGUUAAUCCGAAUUCGCCAACCGCAAAGAGUGAGCCUUGCACUGCACUCCUCAACGGUACAUCAAUCGUUUCUUCUACUUCUGUCGAGUAUGCGAACAGUGUGUCUCUGAUGUUCAUCUUCAACGACCUGGCCGUCCAUGAGGAGGGACUGUUCCGUCUCCGCUACAGGGCGUUCAACACAUUCAACGUCGCGCUUGGAGCAGCGCCGAUGCCCGUUUUGGCAGAGUGCCAUGGUGGCCCCUUCAGAGUCUACAACACGAAAGAAUUCCCCGGCUUGCGCGUGGCGACUGACCUGACCAAACAAAUCUCACUGGCGGGCGUGAGAGUCAAUGCUCGCGAAACCGAGCGGAAGCGGCGCAGGACUUCUGGUGGUAGCAGUACGUUGGCGGUUCUUGCGCCUGCACCUGAGCCCGUUGUACAGGAGCCGGAGCCUUCUUUCGCAGACGGACAUUGGAGUUCAUACCCAUUCUCGUGGCCUGCUGGAGCCUGA